Molecule: messenger RNA, 1161 nt
Organism: Neltuma alba
Lineage: Eukaryota; Viridiplantae; Streptophyta; Magnoliopsida; Fabales; Fabaceae
Product: F-box/kelch-repeat protein At3g23880-like
Exons: 1
Coding region: 1-1161 (386 amino acids)
Molecular function (GO): protein binding
Source: RefSeq, a predicted model, not a curated record
AUGUCCGACUCUUUCCCUUCAGAAAUCUUGUUGGAAAUUCUUCUCAGAUUGUGCCCCAAGUCUCUCGUGAAAUGCACCUGCGUAUGCAAAUCUUGGAGGGCCCUCAUCACCCAUCAAGGUUUUAUACAUGGUUACCUCUUUCGUUCCCUCCAACUGGAUCAUCGCAACAAUGGAUCCCUUUUUCUUCACCUCUAUCGUCGAGAAAAAGAAGGUGCAGGUAAUUGCUUUGAGGAAUUUUACGCCGUUUAUUUAGAUAACGAACAAGUCGAUCGCCUAUCGAUUUCCAAAUUCCCUCUCAGUCAUCUGUUCCUGGAAAAGUAUUCUCGUGUGAUUGGCACUUGUAAUGGACUGGUAUGUCUGGGUGACUAUAAAGCGAUAGAUGGUGCUAAUCAGAUUAUUUGGAACCCAUCUAUCCGAAAAUAUGUGGUGCUUCCCAAGCCCGGAGUAAUCUUAAGCAACAGGGAAGAGAGGCAUCAUAGAGUAUUUUUUGGGUUCGGAUUUGAUUCUAGGAACGAUGAUUUCAAGGUUGUAAGGCUUUUGAGCUCCAAACGCCAAGAUAAUCCAGAAGUUGAGGUUUAUUCUCUUUCUACUAAUUGCUGGAGAAGCAUCAAUACUAGAGUUCCUCCGUUUCUCAUUUCUACAAAUGUAUGGAAGACAUCCCAGAUGUUUGUGAAUGGUGUAAUACACUGGGUUGUCAACUGUAGAACUAAUGGUGGGAUACGUAAUUGCAUUUUGACAUUUAACUUGGCCGAAGACACAUUUGGUGAAUUGAUGUUGCCGAAACUUUUGGAAGAGUCACCUUUCAUGGUAUCAAUUUUGGCAGGAAGUGAUUCCCUUGCUGUGGUUCUAAGGCAAGACUCUGCGGAAUUUGAUGGAACUUUUUUCAGUAUCUGGGUGAUGAAAGAAUAUGGUGUUAUGGAAUCAUGGACUGAAGCGUAUCAUUUUGAUUCAAGUCGGUUUGAGGGCAUAUCUAGAGUAUUAGCCCUCAGCAGUAGUGGGGAGGUGGUACUUCAAUCUUGGAGUGAUGCGAUAGUUUUGUUGGAUCCCAAGAGAGAACCAACGAAGCAUUUGGGACUUGGUGGAUUUUUCAAUGCUUUUGUUGGAUGUCAUUUCGAUAGCCUGUAUCUUAUAAAUAAAGAAAACGGUGUCCUGUCUUACUGA